CGCGGCGGCGCUGGCGAUGGCGGCGGAGGAGGACGGCGACGUGGAGUGGGUGGUCGACACCAUCGCCGGGUUCCUGCGAGGGCCCGCCUGGUCCAUCCCCAUCUUGGAGUUCAUGGAGAAGAAGUGCGAGGUUUUUGAUGAUGAAGAAGAAAGCAAGUUGUCUUACACAGAAAUUUAUCAGGAGUACCAAGCUUUGGUUGAAAAAUUAUUAGAAGAUUAUCUUAAAGAAGUUGGAAUUAAUGAGGAGAAAUUUCAAGAAGCGUUUUCAUCUCCUCUUGCAAAGACACACACUUCACAGGCUAUUUUGCAAACAGUGUUGGCAGCAGAAGAUUUUAGACUAUUUAAAACAAUGAUGGUUCAGAAAAAUAUUGAAAUGCAAUUGCAAGCCAUUAGGAUCAUUAAAGAAAGAAAUGGUGUGUUGCCUGAGUGUUUGACAGAGGGUACCGAUGUAUUCAGUGAAAUUGAAGAAGAAGAAAUGAAAAUACUAAGGGAGGUUCUAAGGAAGUCAAAGGAAGAAUACGACAUAGAGCAAGAAAGGAAGAGGACUGAAGAAGCACGUGACAAACAUAAAUCACCAGAUGUAACCCACAGCUUUCCAGGACAGUCAAGAGAAGCUGUAAAAGUUAAGGAGCCUACUGAGGCAGCUGGUUGUUCUGAAGAAACUCCAAAAGUUCCAUUAGAGGAAUCUCGGAAACCUGUGAGGGAAGACUUAAAACCAGUGCGCCCGUUGCCAAAAGGAACAGACAGCUUACCUCAGCCCUCCUCCACCAAAGGGAAAGAAGACAGCAAGAAAAGGUCAGCUGGAAAAUGUUCAGACAGUGCAUCACAAAAAGCUGGAAUGAAAGGACCUGAUUUAUCAGAACUUGAGAAACAGGAGCUCAAGCAACGAGAGGACUACCUAAAGAAAAAACGAGAUACACUGAUGGCUACAAAGAAAGAGUCAAGGAACAGUGUACCAUUACCAACAAACACAGGCCAGAAAGAAGAGGAAUCAUCUCCAAAAGAGGAAAUGACAGAAGAGAAGCAAAGAUUACUACAGAAGAGGAAAAUGCUUGCAGAAAAACUAAAAGAAGAAGUUAUUAAUAAGCGGUAAUUUUCAGAAGCUCAUUGCAAACUCCAUGAAUAUAAGUAUGUUUUUAGAAUAAAUAAUAUAAUCAAUAAUUGAAUGGAUUUGUUUUCCAAUAUUAGAGAACUUUCAGACAAGGAUUUCAGUAAUUUAUAUACAAAAAAAAUUAAAAUUACAUUGCAAUACACUAAAGCCACUUAUUAAUCAAAUGCUGGAAACUCAUUAGCUGUCACAGGAACAUACUGAACAGUGGGGCCAUUUAUCACCCAUGCAGCAGACUGAUUUUCUAACCACUGGCCUCAGCCACUUGGUGUUACAGAAAACCAAAGCAGACUGAGGUCUGUUAAAGUAAUUCUUACAUCAGCAGGUCACAGUGAGUUAAAACUUUUAACUUUUUUAUUCUAAAAAUUGUAGAACCUUGUUAGUAUUAUAAAAAAAUACUAUUUUUCAGCUGUGCAAUGUAAUAAAGUCUUAUUUCACAAGGAAGUGCAACUAUGACCAUCUUAUUUUUGAGGAACAGGUAACAACUUAAAGCUGAAGC
Calypte anna (Anna's hummingbird) is the source of this 1607-nucleotide messenger RNA. RefSeq names its product cilia and flagella associated protein 36 (gene CFAP36). Lineage: Eukaryota; Metazoa; Chordata; Aves; Apodiformes; Trochilidae. The coding region runs from base 17 to 1093 and encodes 358 amino acids. The transcript has 10 exons. The record is from RefSeq and is a predicted model, not a curated record. Gene Ontology annotation, cellular component: axoneme; ciliary base.